CAACCCUGAUUCAUCACCGUAAGCAACUAACAUGUCCUACGACGAUAUCGAGAGCGCGACCCCCGACAUCGUGAUCGGAGAUAGUCUUCCCGAAGAAGAGUAUGAAAUCCAAUACGAACAUGAUGUCGAAAGCGAUACCGAACACAUUGAAGAACCUGAAGACGAAAAGAAGGGCAAAAAAUCGGUGUCUUUUGCCGGUAUAGAAGAGGAAUUCGACGAAGAACAGGCCAAGAGAGAGUUCGAAGAAGGUGGAGGUUUGCCCGAACAGCCAGAAAACCCUGAUUUCUCCGAGUUAACUCCGUUGUCAGCAGAUAUUAUCAACAGACAAGCCACCAUCAACAUUGGUACCAUUGGCCAUGUGGCUCAUGGGAAGUCCACCGUGGUCAGAGCCAUCUCCGGAGUUCAGACGGUCCGUUUCAAAGAUGAGUUGGAAAGAAACAUUACCAUUAAAUUGGGUUAUGCCAAUGCUAAGAUCUAUAAAUGUGAUAACGAAGACUGUCCUCCUCCUGGAUGCUACAGAUCAUUUAAGAGUGAUAAGGAAAUAAGACCAAAGUGUGCGGUUCCUGGAUGUCCCGGCACUUACAAGUUGGUCAGACAUGUGUCGUUUGUUGACUGUCCUGGGCAUGAUAUUUUAAUGAGUACCAUGUUAUCGGGAGCAGCGGUGAUGGAUGCUGCUUUAUUGUUGGUAGCCGGUAAUGAGAGUUGUCCACAACCACAAACGUCUGAGCAUUUGGCUGCCAUUGAAAUCAUGAAGUUGAAACAUGUGAUUAUUUUGCAGAACAAGGUGGAUUUGAUGAGAGAAGAAAGUGCUUUAGAGCACCAAAAGUCGAUUUUGAGAUUCAUCAAGGGUACCAUAGCCGAUGGGGCCCCUAUUGUUCCAAUCUCCGCCCAAUUAAAGUACAACAUUGAUGCCGUCAACCAAUUCAUAGUCAACUAUAUUCCAGUUCCAAAGAGAGACUUUUUGGCAUCUCCAAGAUUGAUUGUUAUCAGAUCUUUUGAUGUCAAUAAGCCUGGGGCCGAAAUCGAUGACUUGAAAGGGGGUGUCGCCGGAGGUUCCAUUUUGAAUGGUGUGUUUAAGAUUGGUGACGAAAUCGAAAUUAGACCCGGUAUUGUAACCAAGGACGAUAACAGCAAGAUCCAGUGUAAACCCAUCUUCUCCAAUAUAGUGUCAUUGUUUGCUGAGAACAAUGAUUUGAAGUUUGCUGUUCCCGGAGGAUUGAUUGGUGUGGGUACCAAGGUUGAUCCUACCUUGUGUAGAGCUGAUAGAUUGGUGGGUCAAGUGGUGGGUGCCAAAGGUGACUUACCAUCUAUUUACACCGACAUAGAAAUCAACUAUUUCCUUUUGAGAAGAUUGUUGGGAGUUAAGACUGACGGUCAGAAGGGUGCAAAGGUCCGGAAAUUGGAGGCUGGUGAGGUGUUGAUGGUUAAUAUUGGCUCCACUGCCACCGGUGCCAGAGUGGUGGCAGUUAAGGCAGACAUGGCUAGAUUGCAAUUGACGUCUCCAGCAUGUACUGAGGUCAACGAAAAGAUUGCUCUUUCUAGACGUAUAGAAAAGCACUGGAGAUUGAUCGGAUGGGCUAGUAUUAAAAAGGGUACUGCCUUGGAACCAAUGGCAUAGACAACAUGUAAUUAUAGUUUUGUAUAUUUCUUCUUCGUCUACUAUAUAAUCAUUUUCACAGCUGUAGAGUCAAAUAGUACUUGGUAGAACCUCGAAGAGCGAUCGGAACUGCUGGAAUAUCUCCGAGUUCAAAAACUUGGGGAACGAGUCGAUCUCCAUGAGGCCGUACAAUGAGUUGACAAGUUCGUUUCCAAUGGGUGCAAAAGACAAUAGCGAUUUGUAGAUUUCUCGAAACUCUUCGUCUCGUGCUGAUGUUGGAGGAGUAUUACCAAGAUAUGUUCUCCUCGACCUACCUGGUGCAAGGUCUCUCAAGCUGAACACCGACUCAUCAUCGUUGAGCUCUAGACAUGGAAUACGCACCUCACGUUCUGAAAGUUGCGUAGAACGACUUCGCUGCAAGGAGCAGAAACUUGACAGCAGAGGUUUCUCACCAGACAGUUGGUCCUUGAUUCCGGGGUUGUGGGCCACCACUGUCAUGGGAGAUUCAAGGGAAGAAGAACACAUAAACUCUGCAUUGUUGUUGAAGUUGUAGAUGUUGUCAAAAGCCUUAUCGUUGCCUACCAACACGUCUGAGAUGCGCUUUCUCAAGUUGUAGUUGAUAUUCAACACAAACGGAGCUUUGGGGGACAAAUACGUAAAGUAGAUGUGGUAGAUGGUUGCGAGGCAGUCAUUGGACAACUUCAAGACCUGACUCUUGUAGAUGUUGGAACCCUUGUCGAAGUUGAGGUCAAUGUAGUUUAAAAGCUUGGACAACAAGUUGACUUUUUUUAAAAACAACUUCAACCGGUCGUAUGCAUUGAUAUUUUCCGCACAGUACUCAUUGACCAAGUGGAUUCUGAAAAGAUACUUCAACCCCAGAUCGUUCAAGACAUCUGUGAGCUUUGAAAUAUCGUCAAAAGAGGACUGGCACUCGCGAGAGUUGACAGCCAGU
This is a messenger RNA of Yamadazyma tenuis ATCC 10573, 2549 nucleotides long. NCBI's taxonomy places the organism in Eukaryota, Fungi, Ascomycota, Pichiomycetes, Serinales, Debaryomycetaceae. The record is from RefSeq and is a predicted model, not a curated record.